Messenger RNA from Cavenderia fasciculata, 2388 nucleotides. RefSeq lists its product as uncharacterized. Lineage: Eukaryota; Evosea; Eumycetozoa; Acytosteliales; Cavenderiaceae. The coding region runs from base 1 to 2388 and encodes 795 amino acids. The record is from RefSeq and is a predicted model, not a curated record. The transcript has a single exon.
AUGGGCUUCAUAUUAUUGUCCACGAACAUUACUACUACUACUACUGAUAAUAAUAAUAAUGAAAAACAGAUAAAUAGAGAUGAUAAUACAACAACAACAACAACAAAUGGGUCUACAGAAGCAAUUACAAGAGUAUUUAAAAAUAAACAUUUGUUUAAUUAUAUCUUGAAGAGGAUUAGAGAUGAUGUUUAUUAUCUUGGUGCUUGUGUACCAAAAGCAAUGAAGUUAAAGAGAAAGAGAUAUAAUCAAUUGUUAAUGGAUCUCGUUUGGGUAGUUAGAAACAAACAUUAUGGUGUAUUAAAAUAUAUACUAGAGUCUAGUCAAGAAAGGUCACGUCUACACUUUCAAGGUGUCUUUUCAGCACAAAACAAUAUCAUCGUUGAGAGUGCCACCAUUGACAAUGUCGACAUUGUAUCUCUUCUCAUGACAACCUAUCAAACCAGAUUCAAAGAUUACUUUACUCAUGACAACACUGAACGUACACAUAAAUCUCUGUUAAGUAUUGGUGACUUUUUCGGUUGGAUCAUUGUCUAUCAUGGUAAUAUAGAUAUUUGGAAUCUAUUUAUAAACUUUUUAGUCUCAAAUCAAUGUCUAAAAGAUAUUACUAAAUUGAUAAACAACAAAAAGAAGAGUACAAUAGAUAAGAUUAAAGGUAUAUUUCAGAGUAAUAAUAAUAACAACAACAACAACAAUAACAAUGAAACAAAUAAUACUAGUGGUGAUGAUGAUAGUCAAACUACUAUAAAUACCAAAUUAGUACUUGAAUACUUUCAAAAACAUCAUCCAACCGAAAGAUAUUAUAUACAUUUAUUAUUAAAGUAUUGUGUGGUGUAUGGGAGAAAAGAUAUUAUGCGUAGUAUCGUCCAUUGCAUCGGACCAUCUAAAUUGGUCAAAUAUAUGGUUCCAUUUAAAGAUUUGUCUGAAACUGGGAUGGGACCUGCCUAUACAUCAUUGGGAUCUAAACUAUCACCCAGUCCCUAUCUCAACCAAAGACUACGGACUAGGUACAUGGAGAUGGCCGAGGAAUACUCUACUAUAUUGCCACCAAGAAUAUUCCUCUGUCUAUUCUUUUAUUCUUCGUUGGAGUAUAUUGUCAAUCAUCGUAUUGAUAUUCUGUCACCACCACCUGUACCACUCGACGACGAUAAUAUAAAACAUAUUCACAAUAAUUGUAUUGGAAUGAUACUUUGGGAUAAAGAUUAUAAUCAAUUACGAUCACAAUUUAAUAGUUUAUUAUCAAUCUUUACAAAAUAUUCACAUCCCCUAAUUAAUUUAAAUAAUAUCAAUCAUUCUAUUGAAUCAUUAUUACAACAAAAUCAAUCCGACUCUUCUUCUUCUCAAUCAAAAAUGGAAUAUUAUUAUCUUUGGGCAAUGGAAGUGUAUUAUAAAUAUUAUUCAAUGACUCCUGCUUCAUCAUCACCAGUAUCAUUGAUUAUUCAAACCUAUCAUAUAAAAUUAAUAACAUUUAUAAAUAAUCAUUUUUAUAAAAACAAUCAAAAUAUUAAUAAUCAAAAUAAUCAAAAUAAUAAUAAUAUUUGUAAAAUGUUAUUGGAAAGAUAUGGAUUUAUAUUUAUAUUUAAACAUGGUCAUUUGGAAUUGGUAAAACAAUCAUAUCAAUUGAUUGGUGGUAGAGAUAAAAUACAAUUUGGAGAGAUCUAUUGUGAUUUUGAACAAUGGCCAAAAGAUAUAUCAGUAGUAAGAUUUAUUAUACAAAAUAUGCCAUUCGAGUUGCACAACUUUGAAGAAAAAGAAAAUUAUCUAUUAAAUCAAAUGAUCAAAAGAGAAAGAUGGGAUGUGGUUGCAUAUUUAUUGGAUACAACACAACAAAUAGAUAUCAUUGAUCAUGAUGAUUUGGAUCAAGAUCUAGAUGAUUUGGAUAAACUAAUGACAUUGGUAAAACAAAUAUUAAAUUUUGGUAUUAUUAUUUCAAUUUCAUUUGCUACAGUGGCUGAUGCAUAUGGAAUCAAAUGUAAUGCAGUUUUCAAACAAUUAAUAGAUCGUGCAGUAAAGACUAGACAGGCAUCAAUUAUUUGUUUCCUUUACAAUUAUUUCAAGGAUCAUCAAUCGCAUCAAAAUGAUCCAUUUUAUUUACACAAGGUUGAAACUUAUUUUGCUAUUCAUAUCGAUCAUGCCAUUCAAGAGUUUGAUAUAGACUAUUUAGAUAUUUUAUUAAAGACUGACAUGCCAUUGGUUAUUCAAGACUUUGAAACUUGGCGAAUUGUUGGUCUAUACGGAUCACAAGAAUGGGUCCACACUCUUUUGACCUACACAGCUCCAGGAUACAUAUGUUAUCCAUACCUAUCUAUCCUCAAAGAAGGUGCUAAUAACAAUCAUGACAUUGAAAAUAAGAAAGCAGUAUUAAAAUAUAUUGAUAAUAUUAAAUUAUAA